Messenger RNA from Megalobrama amblycephala (Wuchang bream), 1456 nucleotides. RefSeq names its product gastrula zinc finger protein XlCGF49.1-like. The coding region runs from base 135 to 917 and encodes 260 amino acids. The transcript is spliced from 3 exons. Gene Ontology annotation, molecular function: DNA-binding transcription factor activity; RNA polymerase II cis-regulatory region sequence-specific DNA binding. Gene Ontology annotation, biological process: regulation of transcription by RNA polymerase II. Lineage: Eukaryota; Metazoa; Chordata; Actinopteri; Cypriniformes; Xenocyprididae. The record is from RefSeq and is a predicted model, not a curated record.
GUUUGGUGUUGUGAUGUCAUAAGGCUGCGUCACCUCCUGCAUUCUCUGUGAUUCGGCUGAAGAAAGACGUGAACCAAUGUGUCCAAACACACUAAAAAGCUCCUGGUGAAGCAACGAGAACCACGUGUAUAAAGAUGGCGUUUAUUAAAGUGGAGAUUGAAGAUGUGAAGAUUGAAGAAGCAUUUGAAGUGAAACAAGAAGAGACACAAACAGAUCUGAUUCCGCUGAAAGAGGAGAUUCAAGAUCUGAAUGAUGUAAAGGAAGAGAAACAUGAUUUCAUAACUGGAGAAAAUGAUCUUAGCUGCUCAGAGACUGAAGAGACUUCCUCAAAAAAAGCUCAAAAGACAGGGGGUAGACAUAAUUUAUACUGCUCUCUAUGUGAAAAGACUUUCAGCAAACAUGAAAACCUUGAAGCUCACAUGAAAGUUCACAAUGGAGAGAGUCCUUACACCUGCCAACAGUGUGGAAAAGGUUUCAGUGUAAAAGGAAACCUUAAAGUCCACAUGAGAAUUCACACUGGAGAAAAGCCUUACACCUGCCCUCACUGUGAAAAGAGUUUUGCACAACAAGGAACACUUAUUGACCACAUAAGAAUUCACACUGGAGAAACACCUUUCACAUGUGAUCAGUGUGGAAAGAGUUUCAGACAAAGAGUCACCCUUAAUUUCCACAAGAAGAUUCACUCAAGAGGGAACUGUUGUAAAUGUCAUCAGUGUGGAAUGAGUUUCGCAGACAACGAUCUUCUUAAGGAUCAUGCAAUAACUCACAUUGGAGAGAAGCGUUUCAUUUGCCCUCACUGUGGAAGAACUUGCUCGAGCAAUUCAAACCUUGAGGUUCACAUGAGAGUUCACACUGGAGAGAAGCCUUUCACCUGCCAACAGUGUGGAAAAGGUUUCAAAGAAAAAAAGAAACCUUAAAAUACACAUGAGGCUUCACACCGGAGAGAAACCUUUCAUGUGUCUUGAGUGUGACGUGAGUUUCACAUACCAAAGAGAUCUGAAACGUCAUUUGAAAGUUCAUGCUGGAAAUAGAGUUGAGAUUAGUGUACCGUUUCCAGAGCGUGUCAGAAAGAAAAAGGCGUUUAUGUAAAUCUCGGCUCCAGAGGCUUCCUAAAUCCUCAGCGAUUGUACACACUGUAAGGACAGUAACGAUGGCGAUAUCAAUUUGAGCGAGAGCCUGAUGAUGAAACAUUGGAAGAGAACUAGUUAUUCAACCCAAACCUCCAUUGCAAGGAUGACUUGAGCAGGACAUUUGUCAGUGACAAGUUUUACUCAGUCUGUCAUACAUUGAGAUGUUGCAGCUAUAAUUUCUCUACUUCUGCAUUAACAUGUUAUGUAUAUCAACAAACCCAUGUAUAUUUCUAUUUUAUUGAGGUCCACAUGUGGGAACUGUAUCAUUAACUAUGAUACAGCACUAAUGUGAAUAACUGAUGUGACAUUAAAAUUUGUAAAACAAA